UGCACAGUGGAGUUCUCAGAGAUCUCGAGCGUCAAAAUCAGAAAAAGGAGAAUAUCCGCCUGCUGGAAGAGCAGAUUGCUUUGACGAAGCAGCUUAUGGAAGAAAGAGACAAGGCACUAAUGGCAAAAGGGUCCCAGCAGCCCUAGGCACAGACCUGAGUGAUUAGAGGUUUGAUUAAAGACUUCUGGAAGGUCAUUGGGAUCUUAACUACUUGCAAGUGUUUCAGCUAACAGAGGUAAUCUGUGAAAGACUGUUUCUUCUGUGCUGGUUAUAACCCAGUCCCAAAAGUUCUAGGGUGGACACAAAACAUUUCCUCUGUCCUCGGUACGUUGACUAGUGUGGAUGGACUUGUCGGUGUGGGGACUUGUCGGUUUUGCUCCUUGUUAUGCAAACAGCAUCUAGGAUGGCUAAUAACGUCCACAUGAGUGGGCUGCUGAGCCGCCACGAUGACGAAGCUACCAGGACCUCCACCUCAGAGGGCUUGGAGGAGGGUGAGGUGGAAGGGGAGACCCUCCUGAUUGUGGAGUCUGAGGACCAGGCUUCGGUGGAUUUAUCGCACGACCAGAGCGGGGACUCUUUGAACAGCGACGAAGGUGAUGCCUCCUGGAUGGAGGAGAUGUCCUAUUACUGCGAGAAGUGCCAGAAGUGGAUUCCAGCAAGUCAACUGAGAGAACAGCUCAGCUACCUCAAAGGAGAUAACUUUUUCAGAUUUACUUGCUCCGAUUGCUCAGAAGAUGGGAAGGAGCAAUUCGAACGGCUGAGGUUAACGUGGCAACAAGUUGUCAUGCUGGCAAUGUACAAUCUGUCUCUGGAAGGAACAGGCCGUCAGGGGUACUUCAGAUGGAAAGAAGAUAUUUGUGCUUUUAUUGAGAAACACUGGAAUUUCUUAUUAGGGAACAGGAAAAAGACUUCAACAUGGUGGAGCACGGUCGCUGGCUGUCUCUCUGUGGGGAGCCCCUUGUUUUUCCGCUCAGGGGCACAGGAAUUUGGAGAACCGGGGUGGUGGAAACUGGUUCAUAAUAAACCCCCAACCAUGAAACCCGAAGGAGAGAAGUUGUCCGCGUCUGCGCUAAAGGCAAAAGCAGCUUCGAAGCCACCUCUGGAUCCCAUCAUUACUGUGGAAGGACUCAGGAAGCGGGUAAGCCGCAAUCCGGUCGAAUCGGCCAUGGAGCUGAAGGAGAAGAGAUCUCGCACGCAGGAAGCCAAGGAAAUUCGGAGAGCCCAGAAGGAGGCAGCCGGCUUCCUGGACCGGAGUACUUCCUCCACUCCCGUUAAAUUCACCAGUCGAGGCCGUCGUCCUGAUAUUGUCCUGGAGAAAGGAGAGGUGAUUGACUUCUCCUCCUUGAGCUCUUCAGAUCGCACUCCUCUGACAAGCCCUUCUCCUUCCCCAUCUCUGGACUUCUCUGCUCCUGGCACUCCAGCCUCACACUCAGCUACUCCCAGCCUUCUCUCGGAAGCAGAUCUUAUCCCGGAUGUCAUGCCACCACAGGCUCUGUUUCAUGAUGAUGAGGAGAUGGAAGGAGAUGGAGUCAUAGACCCAGGAAUAGAGUACGUGCCCCCUCCCAGCGGGACAGCUGGUGCUGGCACUGUGAUAGCCAGUAGAAAAAAAGUGAAGACAGCUGAGCAGAUCAAGCAAGAGGUAGAGAGUGAAGAAGAAAAGACGGAGAGGAUGGAAGGUGACAGUGAAGAUCCUGAGGAGUCGAAUGCAUCACUGCAGGUGAGGGGGCGAGACAAGAGGAAGCCACAGCUGGAGAAGGAUGCUAAACCCAGAGCUCCCAAGCAUACUUCUGUUAGCAUCUAUGAGGAGAAGCUGCUGCUGAAGAGACUGGAAGCCUGUCCCAAUGCCAUGAGCAUGACCCCAGAGGCCCGGAGGCUGAGGCGCAAGCUGAUAGUCAGGCAGGCCAAGAGGGAAAGAGGACUACCGCUCUUUGACUUGGACCAAGUUGUGAACGCUGCACUGCUCUUGGUCGAUGGCAUUUAUGGAGCCAAAGAAGGAGGUGUUUCGAGGUCCCCAGUAGGGCAAGCAACAUACAGAACUACUAGCCAGGACUUCAGGAUCUUGGACAGGUACCAGACAAUGCUGCCUGCCAUGAAGGGAUACCGACAGCAGACAACAAAGUUUCUGUAUCGACUGGUAGGCUCAGAAGACCUGCUGACGGACCACAGUAUCGUCAGUCCUUACACGUCCCGCGUCCUGAAACCUUAUAUCAGGCGCGAUUAUGAGACAAAGCCCCCAAAACUCAGGCUGCUGGCAGAAAUCCGGGCGUAUCCACGCAGGAACGAUCUCAACUGGAAGGCUGAGCCAGAAGCACCCAUCGAUUACUGCUACGUUCGCCCUAAUCACAUCCCCACUAUAAACUCCAUGUGCCACGAAUUCUUCUGGCCUGGAAUUGAUCUGUCGGAAUGCCUGCAGUAUCCAGACUUCAGCGUUGUCGUGCUUUACAAGAAAGUUAUCAUUGCCUUUGGCUUUAUGGUGCCAGAUGUGAAAUACAACGAGGCUUACAUCUCCUUUCUGUUAGUUCACCCCGAGUGGAGAAGAGCUGGGAUUGCAACCUUCAUGAUUUACCAUCUGAUCCAGACCUGCAUGGGCAAAGACGUAACCCUUCACGUCUCUGCAAGCAACCCCGCUAUGCUGCUCUACCAGAAGUUUGGAUUUAAGACCGAAGAGUACAUCUUGGACUUUUAUGACAAGUACUAUCCCUUGGACAGCAAGGAGUGCAAGCACGCCUUCUUCCUCAGGCUGCGGCGCUGAGCUCGGGGUCUGCAAAAAGCCCCAUCUUGUCCAGCAAAGAACCGCCACGGAUUUCGGUGGAGGAGGUCGGCUGCUGACGUGAGAGCUGGAAGGCACUGACGCCUUUAUUCCCUAGGUCUUCAAAUGUCAACCGUGCUGUGGCGUGUGCUGAAAAUACAAUCCAAGAGGAUCGGUUCCUACCCUUCCAAGGGUCUGGAAAUGCCAACUGGGACAUGCUGAAACCACUGGAAGACUCAAAUUCUUUAGGGAGGGUUUUUCUGCCGCUGUUACUUUGAAGAGCCUCGUUGACAAACAAACAAAACCCAAAUGAAAAAAAAAAAAUACCUGUCAUUUCAGAAGGGCCCCAUGGAUUUCAGAUUUUGAAACGUACCCCCAAAAAGUUGCAGGUUUUUUGUUUCUGGUUUUUUGUUUUUGUUUUCUGGGAAGUGAACGUCUAAGCUUAAAUCAUCCACAGGGUUUCUGCAGUUUGAUUGCUUUGUUAAGACCAUGUUUUGAAUCUGUGAAGGGAAACAAGAUACUGGUGCACCUAGCUGGACGCUAACUUUGAGGAAGCUCUACAGGUGCCAGAACAGCAAUACUGGAAGUGUCUUUUAGGAAUAACGAAGAGCUUGUGAACUAAUGUGAUCCCGAGCACCAGGCUCAGAGGAGAUGUCUUUCUUCCCUGCUGCCUCCCUUUCCCCUCGUUGACCUCGUGCUCAAUGUGAAGUUCUUGUAGUGCACAGUGUUUUGUGUUCAGAGACCAGACGUCAAAGCGGGUUUGUAGCUCGGCAAGGUGGGACAUGAGGGCUGCCACAUCAGCUCUUUUGAGAUCUUCCAGCCCAUCUGCCAGUUGUUGAUGCUGCGGAUCGGCCCUUCGGGCACAACCUCUAACCAGGGAGCCAGCCUCUGGCUAGAAGGAACCCAGAACAGAAGUCGGAGGUGACAUUUGAAACGCAGGCUCGGGUUUGUAGAAGCAAUCUGUUUGCAGCUUGGAGGGAGGAGAAGGGUAGAGGUGGGCCAGUUCCAGUGCUUGGAAGCACCGAGGCUGUGAUUUCACGGCUCUAAGUUUAAGUAAAGAGGAGAGCACAGAAUAAAUAGAAAUAUUAAAAGAAUAUGAACCCCAAUGUCUCUGGUACUGGGGUCUAGCCCUCUUAGGCGGUUCAGCAGCUUCUCUCUUCCCCUGACUUUUAUUGCAGAGGAACAGUAAAUGGGGCAGAUUGCUCUGCUGCCCCGACCAAAGGUCAGUCCGUUGCAUUUUAAAUAGGAAUCCCAGCCGUUGUGCUGUUCCUUUCACACCAAGGCCCCCAGAGAGCUGCACAGCCAAUGUCACCUCUUUUGUGCUUUGUCCACUGUGUGCACCCGUCGGGUACCUGGCUGGAGGUAGUCGUUGUUGUCUUAAUGGAGUCUUCAUUUUGGUAACGGCAGAGUUACGUGGACGCGACGUCUGUUUUUGUGUAGCCAAUGUACAUCGUCACCAAAACAAAACCAGUUUUAGUGGGAGGGGGGAAAAAGAGCCCCUUCAAGCCUUGUGUGCCCUGGCAUCCGUGCCUAUUUCUGCCCGCUUUACGACGACAUAGAAAUUUUUGGUGUUACUGAUGGUGUCUAUGAGUUAGCUGUAUACUUGGAAAGAAACAAAAAGUUUAUCUGUCUUUAUGAAUGGAAUUAAAGCCCUUCCCUUGGAAAAGCCUA
Molecule: messenger RNA, 4420 nt
Organism: Calidris pugnax (ruff)
Lineage: Eukaryota; Metazoa; Chordata; Aves; Charadriiformes; Scolopacidae
Gene: KAT14
Product: CSRP2 binding protein
Exons: 10
Coding region: 386-2752 (788 amino acids)
Molecular function (GO): acyltransferase activity, transferring groups other than amino-acyl groups
Source: RefSeq, a predicted model, not a curated record